Messenger RNA from Andrographis paniculata, 923 nucleotides. RefSeq names its product oxygen-evolving enhancer protein 3-1, chloroplastic-like. Bases 111 to 791 code for a protein of 226 amino acids. Gene Ontology annotation, molecular function: calcium ion binding. The transcript has 3 exons. Gene Ontology annotation, biological process: photosynthetic electron transport chain; photosynthesis. Gene Ontology annotation, cellular component: photosystem II oxygen evolving complex; photosystem II; extrinsic component of membrane. The record is from RefSeq and is a predicted model, not a curated record. NCBI's taxonomy places the organism in Eukaryota, Viridiplantae, Streptophyta, Magnoliopsida, Lamiales, Acanthaceae.
UUUCAUCAGCUUACAUCGAUCGAUUGAUCCCGGCUCGCAUCGUCAUCAUCUUCAUCUUCAUCAGCUCCACGCAGACACAGACAGACAGACAGACAAUCUAGAAUCCAACCAUGUCUCAAGUAAUGGCCUCACUCUCCAACACCUUCCUCGGCUCUUCCCAAUCCGUCGCCGACCUCACCGCCGCCCCAUCCCCAACCAGAUCAUCAUCAGCUCCCCUCAUCAGCAUCCGCGCACACCACCACAUCCCCGCCGACACCGACCCAAGCCGCCGGCGAGCCCUUCUAGGCCUCGCCGCCGCAGGGAUUGCCUCCGCCUCCUUCGUCCAAGCCGUCCUCGCCGACGUCAAGGCCAAGUCCAUCAAGAUCGGCCCGCCGCCCCCACCCUCCGGCGGACUCCCUGGAACACUAAACACGGACAUUGCACGAGACCUGGAUUUGCCUCUGAAAGAUCGAUUCUUCAUCCAGCCAUUGCCGCCGGCAGAGGCUGCCAAAAGGGCGAAGGAUUCCGCCAAAGACAUAGUGAAUGUGAAGGAGCAGAUUGACAAGAAAGCUUGGCCCUACGUCCAGAACGACCUCCGUCUGAGGGCGGAGCUGCUCCGCUACGACCUAAAAACCAUCGUCUCCGCCAAGCCCAGGGAGGAGAAGAAAGCCCUCAAAGACCUCAUCUCUAAGCUCUUCCAGACCAUAAGCGAUCUGGAUCAUGCCGCCAAGAUAAAGAGCUCAUCGGAGGCAGAGAAAUACUACGCUCAGACUGUCUCUGCACUCAAUGAUGUUCUUGCCAAGCUUGGAUAGGGCCCGGCCCGGAUUAAUUCGACAACCCGGCCCCACUGCAACUGUUAUUUUGUGUAAAUUAAUUUAUCAAUUUCAUUGAUUCAACCUGUUUCUGGAAUAUUUAAAUUAUUAGUUCUACUUUUAUAUUUUAAA